UGUUUGGGCUCAACUUUGGGCCAUGAUUUUAAAUCAAGUCAUUUUAUACAGUGGAUUUGAAAAGCCCAAAAAGAUGGAUUUUAAAUUUGGGCACAAUACUUGGUAUUUGCCAAAUCCUCACCCACGAAAUCCAACCCCUCAAAACCCCGACUCCUCUUUUUCUCCUCUCUCACGCCGCUCGCGUCAAAGUCCCGACUGGAUCUCGAUCUCGAUCUCCAUCUCAAAGCUCGAUCUCGAUCUCGAUCCAUCGCAGCUUGUUUUCUCCUCUCUUUCGGUUGCUCUCCUCAAACUUCUGCAGUUUCUGAUUGGGAUUCAAGUAAGAACUCCAAGCCGCAAAUUGAGCACUUCUUCAAGCUCUUCUGAUUGCCUUCUCAUCCGUCAACAAUUGCAGGAUGCUAUCGGGGCACUUGAUGGGACUCAUAUCCAAUUAACUAUUCCCUUGGAAGAUCAAAGUAGAUAUCGAAAUAGAAAAGGAGAGACUAGUACAAAUGCACUAGGUGUUUGUGAUGCCAAUUUGAGAUUUUCAUAUGUGCUACCUGGUUGGGAGGGUUCAACAUCAGAUUCUCGUGUUUUGCGUGAUGCUUUGCGUCGACCCAAUGACUUGAAACUUCCCUCAAAUAAAUACUUUCUUGUGGAUGCUGGGUAUACAAAUGGGUCGGGGUUUUUGGCACCUUAUAGAGGGACUCGCUAUCAUAUAAAGUCUUGGAGAGAAAAUGGUCCAAGAAACUACAAGGAGCUAUUUAACCAACGUCAUUCCUCUGCUAGAAACACAAUUGAGAGGGCAUUCGGAUUGCUAAAAAAACGAUGGGCUAUAUUACGGACAGCUAGCUUUUAUAGUAUUAAGACUCAAAUUAGGAUCAUUAAUGCAUGUUGUAUUCUUCACAAUUUUUUACGUGAAGAGAUGAAUGAAGACGACUUGUUGAAUGACGUGGAUCGAGAAUUAGAAGAUGAUCCUGUUUUAGAAAUUGAGAAUGUAGAUGAGGAUCGUAUCACCACUGUGAGAGUUACAAAUGAAUGGAGUAACUUUAGAGAUGAUUUAGCUAUGCAAAUGUGGGUGCGAGAGCGAUCCGAAGGGAUGGCUAAUCCAGAUGCAAAAGGCUACCAGAAUCGUUUGAUUGAAAAUUGGGAUGACAUUAUGGUGUUAUGUGCAAAAGAUAGAGCCAAUGGUGAAGGUGCAGAAACCUUUGAAGAGGCUGCUAAUGCAAUCUUUGUCUCACCAGGUGUUAUUGUUUCUCUUGUCCAACUCCUUUUACGAUCAUAUCCAGUCAAGUGUGAUAUUGUGCUGAGAGUGCUUGUGCUUUGGUCUCACCUUUUUCGGUUCUCAUUGUCAUUUGAUAUAGCUUGCUUCUUUGUCGAAUGA
Messenger RNA from Asparagus officinalis (garden asparagus), 1360 nucleotides. RefSeq lists its product as uncharacterized. The transcript is spliced from 8 exons. NCBI's taxonomy places the organism in Eukaryota, Viridiplantae, Streptophyta, Magnoliopsida, Asparagales, Asparagaceae. Bases 23 to 1360 code for a protein of 445 amino acids. The record is from RefSeq and is a predicted model, not a curated record.